CCACAACUGAUCGCGUCCUAUAUAUCCCACUCCCGAACCACCCACCACACUUUCCUUCAUUUCACCAAAACCAAACCCUUUUCUCUUUCUCUCAAUAUAUCGCUUUGUCUUUUUCUUUUUUCUCAAUUGCUGCGAAAGAAAAGCGAACGGAAUCGCGUUUUCCAAAGCUCAAAACCAGACAAACGAUGCAGCAGCAUCACCAGCGCCCGCAGGUGGAGGUGGAAGAACCUUCUUUCCAUCACCAGAAGCCAUCCCCGUCUCCCAGUUUCAGCAGCUACUCCUCGGAGACACUCGCCGAGAUCGCCGCCAGGGUAAUUGAGGAGCUCCGCCGCGACCCUCAUUCCGACGACGACGCGCUCUUCCCGGCGUGGGAAAACGACGACGACAACGACUUCACCGUGCAAAACGACGAGUCCACGGCGCAAAACGACGACGAUGACAACAGUUUCGAGUUCGCGUUUGUUUCCCACGACUUGGCUUCUCCGGUUUCCGCGGACGACAUUUUCUACAACGGCCAGAUCAAGCCCAUGUACCCAAUCUUCGGCGUUCCCUCUCACGACGACGUUUUGAGUGUUCCGAACACUACAGGUAGUACCGCUGCAACUCCGGAGGGGACGGUGAGACGGCGUCGUCUCCCUCUGAGGAAGCUAAUGUUCGAGGAGGGUGAAACGGCGUCGUGCUCGUCGUCAACGGACGAGAGCGUUGACCUGGAGGGGGUGGCGGAAGGCGCGUACUGUGUGUGGACUCCGAACGCCGUCGGAAGGGAACGGAAAAAGAGCAACUCGACGGGGUCCGCAUCGAAACGGUGGAAGCUUCGGGAUUUGCUUCUGAGGAGCCACAGUGAGGGGAAAGACAAACAGCAACAAAAACAACAGCAGCAAGUGGUGUUUCAGAUUCCGACAAACAAAGUGAAACCUCAGAACGGAACAGUUGGAACGGAGAAUCAUGCGGAACAGAACAAGAGGAAGUCUUUCUUGCCUUACAGACCAGAAUUGGUUGGACUUUUCACCAAUGUCAAUGGGCUUGGUCGGAAUUUGCGCCCCUUUUGAUUUUUCAACGCAAUACUAUUAUUACUUGUUAAUUAAUCAUUAAUCCAUUUAAUAUUUUUAUUCCCUGUUUUAUUGGUACUUGAUGUUCUUCAUCUUCUUCGGUUUGUUUGCAUGUUGUGGAAGUUUUGGGGCGGGUAUAUUUGUAAUUAAAGAGGAUGAGAUUAUUGUUUUUAUGAUGUAUAUUCUGCGGAAAUUAUAAGGUUUUUCUCCACGGUUUUUGCUUUCUUGAAGUGGUAAUGAGUUUUGAAGUUUGUGGUGGGGCUAGCUGGUUUGUGUAUGAAAUGGUGUGGUAGUGGGAUUUGUAUAGAUUGGGUUGCUUUUGGGACUCCUAAUUAGUAGAUGAGUUUUUUAAGUCUACAAUGUAUAUAAAUAAAUAUAAAGGGAGAAUUGCUUUGCAAGUUUAA
This is a messenger RNA of Vigna unguiculata (cowpea), 1453 nucleotides long. RefSeq lists its product as uncharacterized. NCBI's taxonomy places the organism in Eukaryota, Viridiplantae, Streptophyta, Magnoliopsida, Fabales, Fabaceae. The record is from RefSeq and is a predicted model, not a curated record.